AUGAGCUUGACAGUUACCAAUCUCAAUGUGCCACAAUCUGGCUCAAGCAGUGUAUCUGGAGUAUCGACAAGCACUGUAUCUCCAGGCAUACAAGCUCUAGCCACCGUCACCGUUAAACUCGCCGCUGCGCUUGAUCCUACUUUGAUGAACUUUACAUGGCCCGCCGUUAACGUCCCACAAGGGUGGUAUCGGCUAUACGCUGGAAUUGACAGCCAGUCCUUCAUACAGACCUCUGCUGCGUUUUUCGUUAGCACGGGUUCCAAUACCUCAUGUCUCGUCACUGGAGCCUCUACAUUAGCAUCACACCCUCUACCAUCCUCUUCAACGACAACGACACCGAUACUCGUCGCGGGUUCCUCGUCCUCAAUCAACACGGGUGCUAUUGUAGGGAUUGUAAUUGGAUCUUUCGGUUUACUUUUUGUUGUCGCCGCGAUAUUCUUCUGUUUGCUCCGGAGACGCAAAGUUGGGAAGCGGAACAGGAACUUCAAAGGAGGAGGAGGGGGAUCAAAAGGCUGGAACGGACUCAAAUCAACGGAUUCGCAUGCGGGGCUGCAAGCGUACAAUAGCAAGUCCUCUCGUCAUAGCAUACAAGAAGAUUCUCUCGAGCAGGCGAACAUGGGCUCUGACGAAGGCACAGCGCCUGAAGACAAGUUCUCCCCGUCCCCAGGCAAAUAUGGUUCCCCAUACGAACAGGAAACGGGGGUGUCGCUAGCGACCUUGCCUACAUUACAGCACAGUCAGGGCCACGAGCCCAUGGGCAGGAGGCUCUCACGCUCCUAUUCACAGGCAUCAACCUCCAACUCACAUAAUGGAUACUCAGUCGGCACCAUGGAAUUCGGGGGUGCCCCUCCCAUCGCCCAUUCCCGUUCUCUACGGGGCCGACGGCCCUCCGUCUCGGAAUCGGUCCGGAAGGCAUCCUUCGAUUCCCCAAGUUACCCACCACCUAUAUCUACAGGGCCAUACCCAUCACCACUCAACCGAUCAACCUCCACCGGAGGCGCUACACAGCCAUCUACGCCAAAUAACUUUUACCAUCAUCAUCAACAGGAAGCACCACUCCAAUCCCCCGUUACGCCUGACGCUAAAAAGGCGAACCGUGCGUCGUUGGGUGGGGGUAGUAAGAAGCGAAAACCGGUGCCGGCGUAUGAAGACCAUGAGCUUGAGCUGUCGUCACAACAACCUUCGCCUGUAUCGCCGACGCAUGCCGCCGCUGCUGCUGCUUUCCCUGAUUUGAGAUCUAAUGGCUCUGAUGCUAGUUUACGUGCGAAUGGGAAUGGGAAUGGGGGACAUUAUACCACGCGGUCAAGGACGAGGAGUCGGCCUGGGUCUGUUCAUUCGCUUGCGCAUAUGGCUGUUGCUGUACAUGACCAGGAAUUGGUGCAUAAGAGCAGCUUUGGGCCUGGUGGUGUUGAGGGUAAGCCGUUGCAUUAUUUGAUACCUGAUAUGCCGAUGCAGCAAUGA
Molecule: messenger RNA, 1461 nt
Organism: Laccaria bicolor S238N-H82
Lineage: Eukaryota; Fungi; Basidiomycota; Agaricomycetes; Agaricales; Hydnangiaceae
Exons: 1
Coding region: 1-1461 (486 amino acids)
Source: RefSeq, a predicted model, not a curated record